Priapulus caudatus is the source of this 1210-nucleotide messenger RNA. RefSeq lists its product as uncharacterized. Lineage: Eukaryota; Metazoa; Priapulida; Priapulimorpha; Priapulimorphida; Priapulidae. Bases 108 to 1190 code for a protein of 360 amino acids. The record is from RefSeq and is a predicted model, not a curated record. The transcript is spliced from 2 exons. Gene Ontology annotation, molecular function: zinc ion binding.
CCGACGAGCCGAAAUCACUGCAACGAGGGGAAAACCACUACAAAUCGGACCAUGUAGAGAAAUGUGAUUAUUGUUCAGGUGAACUACGAGGAGUUGUUAGAGCCAGCAUGAAAGACAAAAGCUACAACGUUGUGGUACAGCUGGGUGAGAAAAGCAUCACCUCGUCAACGUGCGAGUGUCCGCGUGGUCAGUACAAGUGCAGCCACGCAGCAGCCCUCAUCAUCUUCGGCAUCCACAACAUCAGCCGGACGGACGUGGAAUGCCAGUGGCGUAAGGUGAAGGGACCGGCAACCGUCAAAUCUGUCGAUGAGAUGUACCCGCCGCCAAAGGACUAUAACCCUCUCACAAGAACUGUUACCGAUGAUGACCGCAACUGGCUUCGCAGCGAACUAAAGACUUGUGGCCAAUUCACCGGGAUGUACUGGCUUUUAUCCCCAGAGCCUGAUGUCCAGCCACUACCAAUUCCUUCAGUAGAAGAACUGAUUCUUUCGCCAGCCUUUGUCAACCAGAACCUGAAUGUAGAUGCUCUUCUAGACAGACUUAAAAUUUCUGAGGAUCAACAGCGAGCUGUAGAGCAAGCAACAAAGGGCCAGCGACACAACCCUGUGUGGCAUCAACUGAGGAAGGGACGAUUAACUGCGAGCAAUUUUGGCGUCGUGCUGAAAGCAAAACGUGUCACCCCAUCUCUACUCAAACGGCUAAUGGGGACCUAUGAUUUGAGCGGCGUCCAAGCCAUCAACUGGGGCAUAACCCAAGAGGAGGAAGGAAUUAAAGCCUUCAAGGCAGCCAACCAGUGCGAGGUGGUUGAAUCUGGACUCUGGCUGUCCCGGUCGGGAGUACUGGGUGCCUCUCCUGACGGACUUGUUGGAGAGGAUGCCAUCGUGGAGGUGAAGUGUCCGUUCACCCAGCGUAAUGCAACAAUCGCGGAGGCGGUCGAGAGGAAAGACUUCUACAUAAAGAAGAAUGAAGAAGGGGGCUACAAACUUCAGGAGAACCAUCAAUAUUGGCAUCAAGUUCAAGGACAGCUCCACCUGACGCAAAGAGACCUUUGCUACUUUGUUGUGUGGACAACAAAGGCAGCACUCAUCCUGAGCAUCAAGAGAGAUGCAUCCUGGAUCGACAAUCUAGAGUUCUUGGAGAAGUUUCAUCGAGAACAGAUUCUCCCUAGACUGUUGAGUGGCGAUGAGUAAUAAACCUUAGAUAUUAUAAG